Molecule: messenger RNA, 2730 nt
Organism: Magnolia sinica
Lineage: Eukaryota; Viridiplantae; Streptophyta; Magnoliopsida; Magnoliales; Magnoliaceae
Product: calcium-dependent protein kinase 26-like
Exons: 8
Coding region: 612-2297 (561 amino acids)
Biological process (GO): intracellular signal transduction; protein autophosphorylation; peptidyl-serine phosphorylation
Cellular component (GO): cytoplasm; nucleus
Molecular function (GO): calcium/calmodulin-dependent protein kinase activity; calcium ion binding; calmodulin binding
Source: RefSeq, a predicted model, not a curated record
CCAAAAGAAAAAGAAAAAAAAGAAAGAAAGAAAGAACGAAAAAGAAAAUUCAAAGAAGAAUGGAUUUCUACAAAAAAAAAAUUGGGUUUUCUCCCAACGUGAUCGCGAAAGAGCCAUGAAAUUUCUUCUCCCCCUAUAAAUUCCCAUUUCCCGAUCCAUUCCUUCAUUUCCGCUUUUAGAAUUCUCAUCUUCUCUCUCUCUGCGAUUUCCAUCUCUUCUGUUUAAAACCCCAGAUUCCUAGAAUUCUCCUGAAAUCCUCGAUUUCCAGCUGAACUCGAUCGAUUGUUUCGAAGAUUUCGCCGGUUUCGAUUCGAGAUCUCUCCGUUCCUGAUUCCAUCUGGAUUUUUCCGAUCCGGAGUCCUAGAUUUCUUGGAUUUUUUUAUUUUUAUAUUUUUUGUGAGAUUAGGGAUUUUGUAUUUGAUUAUCUAGAUAUUCUUGUGCUUUUGAUGUGUGGAGACUGAGAAAAGUCGUCGAUUGGAUUAGAAGCUCUUCGUGGAAUUUAUCUGUGAUUUCCAAGGUCUGGGCUGCUUUGUUUCUUUCUCUCCACGAUUGGUGUGAUUUUCCUUGAAUGAGGCAGAGUUUGUAGAGGUCAGGGGUUCGUGCUUCGUUUCAUGGGCAAUACAUGCCGCGGAUCUUUGACAGGAAAAUAUUUUGAAGGCUACACCGAGCCAAUCGACCGAUCAGCGCAUUCUAGGCGGACUGGUUCCAAUUACUCAAAUUCCGAUAACUCCGCUCACAGUGUGGGUUCUCAGUUGAUUCCCGUAAAUAGCAAUAAGGAAUCUGUGAAGGACGAGGGCAAGAAUCUCCCAUCUCUCAUUAAUCCGAAAGCGAACAGCAUGAGGCGAGGGGGUGAUAGCCAGGCUUAUUAUGUGCUCGGUCACAAGACAGCAAAUAUUCGCGAUCUUUAUACCUUGGGCCGUAAGCUGGGGCAGGGGCAGUUUGGAACAACAUAUUUGUGUACGGAGAUCUCAACGGGGAUUGAGUACGCAUGUAAGUCAAUCUCAAAGAGGAAGUUGAUUGCAAAGGAAGAUGUAGAGGAUGUCAGGAGGGAAAUUCAGAUAAUGCACCAUCUUUCAGGUCAUAAGAAUGUGGUGACCAUAAAGGGUGCUUACGAAGAUCCGUUGUAUGUUCACAUUGUGAUGGAGUUGUGUGCAGGGGGUGAAUUGUUUGACAGGAUCAUUCAGAGAGGGCAUUACAGUGAGAGGAAGGCAGCUGAGCUGACUAGGAUUAUUGUGGGGGUAGUUGAAGCUUGUCAUUCCCUCGGGGUCAUGCAUAGGGAUUUGAAGCCUGAGAAUUUCUUAUUGGUUAAUAAAGAUGAUGACUCUUCACUCAAAGCCAUCGAUUUUGGGCUCUCGGUUUUCUUCAAACCAGGUCAGGUAUUCACGGAUGUCGUUGGCAGCCCAUAUUAUGUUGCCCCUGAGGUACUAUGCAAACAUUAUGGGCCUGAAGCAGAUGUUUGGACUGCAGGGGUUAUACUAUACAUAUUGCUAAGUGGUGUACCACCUUUUUGGGCUGAAACACAGCAAGGGAUAUUUGAUGCGGUCUUGAAGGGAGCUAUUGAUUUUGAGUCAGACCCAUGGCCCUUGAUCUCUGAUAGUGCGAAGGAUCUUAUCACAAAGAUGCUUUGUUCCCGUCCUUCAGAUCGCCUAACUGCCCAUGAAGUGUUAUGUCAUCCUUGGAUAUGUGAAAAUGGAGUUGCUCCCGACAGAGCAUUGGAUCCAGCUGUACUAUCUCGCCUUAAACAGUUCUCCGCAAUGAAUAAACUGAAGAAGAUGGCUUUGCGGGUAAUAGCUGAAAGCCUUUCAGAGGAGGAGAUAGCUGGUUUAAGAGAGAUGUUUACAGCAAUGGAUACAGACAGCAGUGGCGCCAUCACAUUUGAUGAAUUGAAAGCUGGCCUGAGGAGAUAUGGUUCAACUUUGAAGGAGUCAGAGAUCCGUGCUCUUAUGGAUGCAGCCGAUGUGGACAACAGUGGAACCAUCGACUAUUUAGAAUUUAUUGCUGCAACGGUUCAUCUAAACAAACUUGAACGUGAGGAACAUCUGGUUGCAGCAUUUUCAUAUUUUGAUAGGGAUUGUAGUGGUUAUAUCACGGUUGAUGAGCUCCAGCAAGCUUGUAAAGAGCACAACAUGACCGAUGUCCUUAUUGAGGACAUCAUUAAAGAGGUUGAUCAAGACAAUGAUGGUCGGAUUGAUUACGGGGAGUUUGUUGCAAUGAUGCAAAAGGGCAAUGCUGGAAUUGGAAGACGAACCAUGCGGAAUCUGAAUAUGAGUAUGAGAGAUGCACCGGGAGCCCUAUGAGUUUUGACCACGCAUGUUGUGUACAGGCAUUGGAUCAGCUCCCUUAAUCGAAGACUUGAGGACAUGAGAUGGGAGGGGAAAAAAGAAAGAAGAAGCCUAAACCUUGCUAGCUUCAGUAAUGUCUAGAAACAGUUAUUGUAGUGGAUGUCAAUGAAGUCAAGGUACCAUCAUAUAGUGAGUGGCUUGCUAGCCCCGCACGCACCUCAGCAUGCUGCAUCUGUGCCAACCUAGCAAGUGUGUGGAACAUCUGAGAACAUAAGAUAGCCCCUACUUUGAAGAUGACCCCUCCCCAACAAUUGCAUUGAUCCACUCAUCAGGUGGGCUGUGCAUACAAAAAGAUUGAACAGUUUAGAAAGAGCUUGCCAACAGUCAACAUUCGCUGUACACAUACCCACCCGAUGAGUGGACCUCUGCCCUCCCUCCCCUCCCUUUC